AUGUCUUUCUUCGCCAAGCCAGAAGACUUCGAUCAAUGGGAACGCGACUGUAUAGCCAAGGCAAGGUCCCUAGACCUAUGGGAAUACCUAGACCCCAAGAACAGAAAGGCCUGGCCAACAGAACCACAACCACCACGAUAUUACGACUACCCUACCAGGGCCAAUACCGACGAAGCUUUGACGCUGGUGGACCUCACGACCGAAGGAAAGGCCUCCUUUACAUCAGACUGGAACAUAUAUACGCAAGUGGAUAAGAAAUACAUGGAACACAGACGGAACGUCAAGGAAAUGACCUCAUGGAUGCAGGAUACUAUUGCCCCAAACUAUAGGCUAGCGUUCCUAAAGCCUAAGGAAGAGAUUCGCCAGUGGUACAACAACAUCUGCAAGAUCGGCGCUGCUGCUCAAGCAAGUAUUAAAAGGGAAACAAGAGCGCAAUAUAGGGCAAUGGUAUCCAAGCCCUUAACCAAAGUCCCAAACCUAUCAGUAUGGGUAAACAACUGGGCAAAGGAAUCGAGAAAGGACUCGUAGAGCUUGAGUCUUCAGAAACCCUAGUUUCUGACCUGGAAUACACAUUUAAAGGAGUGAUCCCAGAUUGGACCACUAGCUACAGAAUGGUUAACCAGACUGCAAUCCAAGCAGAGCAACUAACCUAUAUCGAUAUAGCAGCAGCACUAAGGCAAUAUGCCUUAACAUGCUUAUCACCUUUAAAGAGUAGCCGGACACUUAAAGGAGCAUUCCCUACCUAUAGUACCAACGAAUAUAAAGAAACCGAUAAGGACGAUCAGGUUUAAAAUUAUAAAAAGGUAAAUAUUAACAGUUAAGGAUUUAAAG
This is a messenger RNA of Xylaria bambusicola, 831 nucleotides long. RefSeq lists its product as uncharacterized. NCBI's taxonomy places the organism in Eukaryota, Fungi, Ascomycota, Sordariomycetes, Xylariales, Xylariaceae. The record is from RefSeq and is a predicted model, not a curated record. The transcript has 2 exons. The coding region runs from base 1 to 528 and encodes 175 amino acids.